Messenger RNA from Drosophila bipectinata, 1766 nucleotides. It is a transcript of the gene RabGGTa, whose product is annotated as Rab geranylgeranyltransferase subunit alpha. Gene Ontology annotation, biological process: protein geranylgeranylation. Gene Ontology annotation, molecular function: Rab geranylgeranyltransferase activity. The record is from RefSeq and is a predicted model, not a curated record. NCBI's taxonomy places the organism in Eukaryota, Metazoa, Arthropoda, Insecta, Diptera, Drosophilidae. Gene Ontology annotation, cellular component: cytoplasm; Rab-protein geranylgeranyltransferase complex.
CAAGACUCAGCUGUUUUUCGCUGACUAAUUUCCUUUUUUCGAGAUUAUCUUCAAUUUAAUUAUUUGUAAGGCUAUCCAAUGCACGGGCGAGUGAAAGUACGCACCACCGAGGAGGAGCGGGAGCGAAAGAAGAAGGAGCAGGCGCUGAAAGUCCGGGCCUACCGCGCCGCUAUGGGCAGGAUCCAGAAGAAAAGGGAGGCCGGCGAGCUGGACUCGGAAAUGCUGACCCUCACGGUUCAGAUCCUGCAGCGCAAUCCGGACGUGAGCACCCUGUGGAACAUUCGACGAGAAUGCGUUCUGGAUAAGCUGGCCAAACUUAAGGCGGAGGCCACAGAAAAAGAGCAGGCCCCGGAAAAUAAGGAGAACGCCGAGGAAACUACCGAAAAGAAAGACUCCCAGCCUGAGGACAAGACCCAGGCUGUGUUUACCACCGAACUGGAUCUCACCGAGCAGUGCCUGAUGGUCAAUCCCAAGUCCUACAACGCCUGGCAUCACCGGUGCUGGACACUGGAGCAGAACCCCCGAGCUGACUGGCAGCGGGAGCUCCACCUGUGCAACAAGUACCUCAAGUUCGACGAGCGAAACUUCCACACCUGGGACUACAGGCGCUAUGUGACCGCAAAGGCGGCUGUUUCCGCUGCCCAGGAACUUGACUUUUGCACCGAAAAGAUCAAGGUGAACUUCUCGAACUAUUCCAGCUGGCAUCACCGCAGCCUGUUGCUGCCGGAACUCUAUCCCAACGAGCGGCGGGACAGACCUAUGAGCGAGGAGAAGCUGCAGCAGGAGCUGGACAUGGUUCUCACAGCCGCCUUCACGGAUCCUAACGACAGCAGCGCCUGGUUUUAUCAGCGCUGGUUGCUGGGAAGCGGCGCUGAGCUGGACAGGGUUCCCAAAGUGGCUGCCUUCCGCUUGGGUGCCAAGGGAGCAGCGUUGGCCUUAGACAAACCCUACCCCGACUUGAAUAAACUUCCAAUUGAGUUGGCCAGCGGGGAUCAAAGGUGGCAGCUGCAAGACUGGCAGUCUGUGGAUAGUGGAAAUACUGCCUGGAAGCUGCAGCAGCUACUCGACUUCCAAAAUACCAAAUCUUUUACCCUAAAGCUAGCUGAUCAGGAAGUAAAUCUAUCCCCUAUUCCCAACUCCGAUGGUUUCUACUACUUUGUGCCACCCCACGCCACCGCCAGUUGCAGCAAAGAACUGCUGGCAGAGCUGAAGACCCAACUGCAAUCCUGUCUAGAUCUCCUGGAAUACGAACCCGACAGCAAGUGGACUUUACUGACGAGUGCUCUGCUAAUGCGCGCCAUCGACGUCUCCGCCAAUCACGACCAGAGUCUCACUCACUUGGCUAAACUGGAGAAGGUUGAUGCUUUGCGGGAGGGAUACUAUAAGGAUCUGGCAGCCCGUUGGGUGCUGGAAUCCGAGCUGGCCAAGUGGCCGCAGGCUGCAGACUUUCCCAUAAAGUUUGAACUGGCGGAGGAGAAGUCUCUGGCAUCGCUGCCGUUGGGACAGUAUCUCAUCAUUGCCGAUGAGCUGAAACUGCCACCAAAGCUUAGAGAGGAACUGGGAGAAAGGUUGCCCAAGAGUUUUGGGGACCUUGAACUGUAAGAGGGUAAAGGAUUUAAGCUUCAAGAAGCUAAAACACACAUUCAAUUUAGCCACUAUUCCUAUUUAUACACAUAUUUUUAUGUUUUGUAUAUAUAUUUUGUACAUCUUGUAUUACGCUUAAAAAUAAAUUCAUAUGCUGAAUGCGUAUGCACUGCAACAUUAAA